GGGCGGGGCGGGGCGGGCCGGGGCAGCGGCAGGAGCCGGGGCGCCCGCUGCUCCCGUCCCGUCCCGUCCCGUCCCGCGCCCUCCCCGGUGUCGCCGCCCGCCGGGACCGGGCCUCGGCCGCCCCGCCCGACCUGACCUGCACCGUCGCCGGAGGAGCGCGGCGGGAUGGCGGCCGGCGGGUACGGCCGGUACCGGGCCGUGAUCUUCGGGGCCAUGUUCGUCGGGUACACGCUCUACUACUUCAACCGCAAAACCUUCUCCUUCGUCAUGCCCGCCGUCAUGGCCGAGGUGCCGCUGGGGAAGGACGACCUGGGUCUCAUCACCAGCAGCCAGUCGGCGGCCUACGCCAUCAGCAAGUUCGUCAGCGGCGUCCUCUCCGACCGGCUGAGCGCCCGCUGGCUCUUCUCCUGCGGGCUGCUGAUGGUGGGCCUGGUCAACGUGGGCUUCUCCUGCAGCUCCACCGUCGCCGCCUUCGCCGGGCUCUGGUUCCUCAACGGCUUGGCCCAGGGGCUGGGCUGGCCGCCCUGCGGGAGGAUACUGCGGAAAUGGUUUGAGCCUUCCCAGUUUGGGACCUGGUGGGCAGUCCUCUCCACAAGCAUGAACUUGGCUGGGGGCUUAGGCCCCAUCGUCGCUGCCCUGGUGUCUAUGAACUACGAUUGGCGCAUGACUUUGUCCUUCUCUGGCUUCAUCUGCGUUGUUGUCUCUUUUAUUUGCCUCGUCCUGAUUAAAAACGAGCCGUCGGAUGUUGGGCUACCCAAUAUUGAACAAGGAGCCAAGAAAGGGAAGAAAGGUUCCUCCAGCGACAAUAGCACUUUGACAGAGCUCCUGCUCUCGCCGUACCUCUGGGUGCUCUCAACAGGCUACCUGGUCGUUUUUGGAGUGAAAACCUGCUGUACUGACUGGGGACAGCUCUUCCUGAUCCAGGAGAGGGGACAAUCCGUGCUUGUGGGUAGUUCCUACAUGAGCGCCCUGGAGAUCGGGGGUCUGGUGGGAAGCAUUGCCGCUGGGUACCUUUCUGACAGAGCGGUAGCGAGAGUGGGUCUCUCGAGCCACGGGAAUCCUCGGCACGCGCUGCUGCUCUCCAUGAUGGCCGGGAUGUGCGUGUCCAUGUUCCUCUUCCGCGUCACGGUCACGGGCGAUUCCCCCAAGGAAAAUCACUUCUGGACUGUAGCCUUGCAACCUCUGGCUGAUCUUACAGGCCUAAAAGAACAUGAGCUGUGGAUCCUGACGCUGGGAGCCGUGUUUGGGUUCUCCUCGUACGGGCCGAUCGCCCUGUUCGGGGUUAUAGCCAACGAAAGUGCCCCCGCCAACCUGUGCGGCACCUCCCACGCCAUAGUGGCCCUCAUGGCCAAUGUCGGGGGUUUUCUGGCCGGGCUGCCCUUCAGCACCAUUGCCAAGUACUACAGCUGGGCCACGGCCUUCUGGGUAGCCGAAAUCACCUGCACCGCCAGCACCGUGGCUUUCUUCUUACUGCGCAACAUCCGCACCAAGAUGGGCCGGAUUCCCAAGAAGGCUGACUGAGGAUAAGCUGCUUUGGUGAAAAGGGUGCUCCCAGGCCGACGUGAAUGAUGCUCGUGUUUUGUUUAACUGGCCUAGGAGUGAGUUUACCUAUUGCUGCAACCUAGAUAGAAAUGUCUCAAUGUCUCAUCCACUCUCACGUGCCUCAGGGCACAAGGUUCCUGCUACCGAUCACUUUUUUUUUUUCCCUCAAAAUGUGAUAAUUCAGCUACUUUACAGCUGCGAUGAUUUUACUGUACCUCCUUCUCACAGCACUGUCGGUGAAGCGAGCCGGCUCCGCAGCCCAGGCUUCUCCACUAAAAGUUCUCUGAAAGGACUGGCUCCGGGUGCCGUCACGUGUAGUUUUGUCCUUACUGUCCAUCUUGGUCGUUAACUGUCGCUUCAGCCUCCUCGUCCCGGGGUGCUGCCGCGAGCCGUGGCCAGGCCCGUUCGCCCCGUCCCAGUGCACUGAGCCGUGAGCUCCCAGCGCGCUCGCGGCCCCGCAACAGUGACAGAGCAGCGAGCGAUGAUGAUGAUGACGGCCCUUUGGCCUCACGGCUGAUCUGAGAGCGGCAGGGCCGAAGGUGGGGAGGGAGCGGGUGUUUCGCUCUGGACCAGCGGGACGCCGCUGCGGCGCCAUGGCAGCGCUCUCCGCGGCACUUAGGAAUAGGCACGUUUCCAAGAAAUUCUUGGUGCUUCAGGGGCGAGCGUUUAGAGAAGCUCCUUCUGUUGAGCUGCUCCUGCCCACUGCGAUCUCUGUGUGCGGAGUUAAUGAUUUGCGGGGGAGGCAGCUGCUGCCAAGGCAGCUUGUAGCCAAUCAGCCGGGAAAGCUGACCCAGCAGCAGGUAUUGCGACAGCCGCUGCCGCCAGCCCGCGGCUGCUGCAGCUGCGCUUCGUGAAAACCCGCGUUUCUGGCAUUGGCUUGUGGUUUUUUUUCAGUACGGUCCGAGAUGUUUUCGGUCAAGAGCUGCGUCUCCCAGGGCUGCGGGGAGGGAGUUGGGCUACCUCUGAGCGGAGCCACCCGCCGCUGACAGCCAGCAGCCUUGGGCAGUCAGGCCCAGCACUCUCUGCAAUAAGUACGCUCAGGUUUUUAACUGGAAUUUUGUUGAAUAUUCUUGUUUUUCCCCAAAAGGAUUUACUACUUUAGCGUUCUGGAAUAGGCAAGUUCAACUCGUGAAGAACCCGCACGCGGGUGCUUUGCUGAACAGCUCGGUUGCAAGAGUAGGUAGCCAGCCUUAAUUAAAACAAUGGAAGUGAAUUACAUUUUGUACUUAAUUAUGUGAUCUUCUACUAUCUGUGAAAUAAAAAUGGAGCAGUGUCACAA
Molecule: messenger RNA, 2821 nt
Organism: Chroicocephalus ridibundus (black-headed gull)
Lineage: Eukaryota; Metazoa; Chordata; Aves; Charadriiformes; Laridae
Gene: SLC37A4
Product: solute carrier family 37 member 4
Exons: 9
Coding region: 166-1521 (451 amino acids)
Biological process (GO): phosphate ion transmembrane transport; glucose-6-phosphate transport
Cellular component (GO): endoplasmic reticulum membrane
Molecular function (GO): glucose 6-phosphate:phosphate antiporter activity
Source: RefSeq, a predicted model, not a curated record